Haplochromis burtoni (Burton's mouthbrooder) is the source of this 1018-nucleotide messenger RNA. RefSeq names its product trace amine-associated receptor 13c-like. The transcript has a single exon. Gene Ontology annotation, cellular component: membrane. The record is from RefSeq and is a predicted model, not a curated record. Lineage: Eukaryota; Metazoa; Chordata; Actinopteri; Cichliformes; Cichlidae. The coding region runs from base 1 to 993 and encodes 330 amino acids. Gene Ontology annotation, molecular function: trace-amine receptor activity. Gene Ontology annotation, biological process: G protein-coupled receptor signaling pathway.
AUGGACAGGCAGGACAGAAUUGAACUCUGCUACCCUGAGCUUGCGAAUCUGUCUUGCAGGGGUUUAACACGUCCUCAGCCUGAGGCUUUCCUCCUCUAUACACUGUUCUUGUCUAUCUCUGUGCUAACUGUAGCUCUGAAUGUGCUGGUUAUCAUAUCCAUCUCUCAUUUCAGGCAGCUCCACAUGCCCACCAAUGUCCUCCUGCUCUCUCUGGCCAUCUCAGACCUCUUGGUCGGGCUGCUUGUGAUGCCGGUGGAAGCAAUGCGGUUUAUAGAAACCUGCUGGAUGCUGGGAGAUCUCAUGUGUGCUUUUACUUACAUUAUCGGUUUCACUCUCACCUCAGCCUCUGUGGGCAACAUGGUGCUCAUAUCAAUUGAUCGCUACGUAGCUAUUUGUUAUCCUCUGCAGUACCCCACUAAAAUCACUCACAGCAGAGCGGAGCUGUCUGUGACUCUGUGCUGGGCCUGUUCGCUCCUCUACAACGGGAUGAUCUUAAAGGAGCAUCUCAGGCAGCCAGACAGGCAUAACACCUGUCACGGUCAGUGUUUGGUGGUGAUUAACUAUGUCUCUGGAGCCAUCGACCUUGUCUUUACUUUCAUCGGCCCUUGCUCAGUCAUUAUCAUUCUGUACAUGAGAGUAUUUGUUGUAGCGCUGUCUCAGGCUCAUGCCAUGCGGUCUCAUAUUACAGCUGCUGCAGCUGGUACAGUAAAAAUCACCGCAAAGAAAUCAGAGAAAAAGGCAGCCAGGACUCUUGGCGUUGUGAUAUUUGUGUUUUUGAUGAGUUUCUGUCCGUAUUACUAUCCCUCUCUUGCAGGGCAGGACAUUUCAAACAGUGCUUCAUCUUGGGCUAUUGUUUCCUGGAUGCUGUACUUCAAUUCUUGUCUGAAUCCACUGAUAUAUGCUUUUUUCUACCCGUGGUUUAGAAAAGCUAUCAGGUUCAUUGUCUCCCUGAAGAUACUAGAGAAGGGCUCCUCUCAGGCAAAUAUACUUUAAAAUAGCAAAUUUAUCCUGAACCAAA